Messenger RNA from Penicillium cosmopolitanum, 237 nucleotides. RefSeq lists its product as uncharacterized. The coding region runs from base 1 to 237 and encodes 78 amino acids. The record is from RefSeq and is a predicted model, not a curated record. Lineage: Eukaryota; Fungi; Ascomycota; Eurotiomycetes; Eurotiales; Aspergillaceae. The transcript has a single exon.
AUGUCGACAUUCCUUAUUAUCAUCCUCAUUCUCCUUGGACUGUUAGCUGUCAUUGCUGGAGCAUCUGCGAUGCACAGCAUAGUCAGACCACCAUCUUCGAAUGCUAUAAUCUCAGAAUAUCCAACAGAGCAACGAAAAUACAUGGAAGGAGUCCGACUUAAGACCCUUCAAGUCCUCCAAGCUCAAGCCUCAAUGAUCCGCGGCAAUCAGCAUGACAGCUCGCUUUACGAAGUUUAG